Messenger RNA from Manihot esculenta (cassava), 1913 nucleotides. Its product is annotated as protein LPA3. Lineage: Eukaryota; Viridiplantae; Streptophyta; Magnoliopsida; Malpighiales; Euphorbiaceae. Bases 84 to 1010 code for a protein of 308 amino acids. The transcript has 10 exons. The record is from RefSeq and is a predicted model, not a curated record.
AGAAAAAAGAAAAAAUACCCACUUUCUGCAGCUGACAAAAAUGGCCAUCUUCAAGAGUCUCUUGUUUCUGAGUGGUUCAAAACAUGGCAUUAUCCAAGAGCACAAUUCCCUCCUCUUUUCCACUGGCCAUCCCUUCCGUCCCAAAUUCAAAGAAUAUUGAAAGAAUUGCUUCACUACAUGGACACUCAAAAAUUCCCAAAUUCAUCACUCACUCAAUUUCAAGAAAUGGAACUUCCUCUCUUGAAUCUGAUGUGCCAUUUCCCCGCGACUAUGACGAACUUCUUCAACAAGCCAAAACAGCAACAGAAUUGGCUUUGGGGGAUAACAAACAGUUGAUGGAAAUUGAAUUCCCAACAGCUGGUCUUGAUUCUGUUCCAGGUGAUGGUGAAGGUGGUAUAGAAAUGACUGGGAGCAUGCAGUUAAUUCGUGAAUUUUGUGACUGCCUCUUAAGUCCUGAGAAAGUUACAAGAACAAGAGUCUUUUUCCCAGAGGCAAAUGAAGUUAAAUUUGCAAGAAAAUCAGCCUUUGAAGGAUCUUCUCUUAAGUUGGACUAUUUGACAAAGCCAUCAUUUUUUGAGGAUUUUGGUUUUGUUGAGAAAGUCAAAAUGGCAGAUCGUGUGAAGCGAGAAGAUGAACUGUUCCUGGUCGCCUAUCCUUAUUUUAAUGUCAAUGAAAUGCUUGUGGUGGAAGAGCUUUAUAGGGAAGCUGUCACAAACACAACACGGAAACUGAUUAUAUUCAAUGGAGAACUUGAUCGUAUACGAUCUGGCUAUUAUCCACCUUUUUUCUAUCCUAAGCUGGCCUCUCUGUCCAAGACCCUUUUCCCAAUGAUGGAGACUGUGUAUUACAUUCACAAUUUCAAAGGACGCAAUGGAGGUGCUCUUUUCAGGUGUUAUCCAGGUCCAUGGAAAGUCCUAAGAAAAAUGGGGAAUGCUUGCAUUUGUAUACAUCAGCAGGAAGUUAUGCCUUCACUUAAGGAAGUUGCCUUAGAUAUACUGCCAUCUGCUUGAGAAUUUGCAUCUUCCUCAAUCAGAUUGUUCCAUUUGAUGAGACCCUGGUGAACAUAGGCUGAAUCUCUGAGGACGCCAGGAUGGUUCUUAUUUGCAGAACUUUCUCAGGUGCUACUACAACUUGAUCCUUCUGAAAUUCUGGCAGCACUGCAGUGAUAGUAAUAUUGUCCCCAACCUUAUUCUUUAACACAGACACAUGAAAAAUAGGAUGUAUGGAGGCAUCUGGAGGUAGCUCAAGCUUGUAAGCCACUUUACCUACUCGAGCAAGUACCUUGUAAGGCCCAUAAUAUUUAGCUGCCAGUUUAAAGGACUGUCUAAGAGCCAUAGAUGUUUAAUGAUAUGGCUGCAGUUGCAAGAAUACCAUAUCAAAUUCUCUUUCAGGUCUCCUCUUGUCAGCUUGUUGUUUCUCCUGUUUUGAGCUAACUACAAAUUCUCCUUAGAAGUUGGCUUAAGUGUUGUCUAUCCCUCACAAACUGGUCCACAACAUCAACAACCAAUCCAGUAGGUGGUUUUAAGGUAAAACUAGGGGGAGAAUAACCAUAAAGUGCUUCAAAAGGGAACAUUUUAAGUGCACUAUGGGGUGAGGAAUUAUACCACCAUUCUGCCAUAAGAAGCUACUGCACCUAAGAAUUAGGUUUUAAAUGCGCCAUGCACCUGAGAUAGUUUUCUAGGCAUUGAUUCACUCUCCCAGUCUGACCAUCUGAUUGAGGAUGGUAGGCUGUUCCAAAGGCUAAUUUCAUCCCCAAAGAUUUGAAUAAUUCCUGCCAAAAUAAGUUGGUAAAAAUCUUCUCUCUUUCUGAAACAAUCACCCUUGGAAUUCUAUGUAAUUUACAAAUAUUGUCCAUAACAAGAUGAGCCACAGUAGCUACUGAAAAGGGAUGAGAUAAGGGCAGAAAAUAAGCC